AUGAUUCCUCCCACGACGCCGCCUCGAAGAACAGUGGCUCUUGAGCCGGUCACGCCGUCGUCGUCCAGAUGCCAUAAAAAGAACAGUCGCCUGAAACCAGUUGCUUCGCCUUUCCUCACCCCUAGAUCAUCUAGGAAGCACGCCAGCGAUAUAAUCGGGCCUUCUCCGAAACAGGCCCAGCACAACUUUCUACCUACACCGCUGACGGUGGGAAGCGGCAGGAAGGGCAGAAACCCGGUUUUGCCAGCCCAGACAUCGCUGAAGUCACGUAACUUGACUGCUACGCUUCAGGCGCUUAGUGAGAAUCACCUGGUUAAGGAGCAGCAACCAUCUACUCCACCUCGUCCUUCCACGCCACAAGAACAAAUAAUACGUGAACCUUCCACGCCGUAUAGCGCUGGAUUGGGUAUUUAUGAUAUUGACGAUGAUGAUACCGAUAAGGUACGCGUGGUGGAUGUGGACUUUCUCAAACAUAUUCCUCGCAAGAAACUCCCGAACCCUUUUCUAGAAUCCCAUCCUUCGAGGCUGAAGAAACAGCCUUCGAAGAUUGACCUUGCUACGCAAAUGGAACUUGUCAAUCAUCGUACUGGUGAAAGAAAAGUUGAACAGCUACUGGAAGAGCAGCGUCGGUUCAAACCCCGCAGACUCGAAUUCACCCCGGCGGAGAAUCCAGUCAAGAUCAACUAUAAUAUCGCCAAUAAGUUUGUUGGCAAGAACAUGGGCAAGGCAUUUACAAUGGAAGAUUCGAAUAAGCUGGGCUUUAGCAUCUUCAGUGAUGGGGACUCCUCCAGUUAG
This is a messenger RNA of Candidozyma haemuli, 795 nucleotides long. RefSeq lists its product as uncharacterized. The transcript has a single exon. NCBI's taxonomy places the organism in Eukaryota, Fungi, Ascomycota, Pichiomycetes, Serinales, Metschnikowiaceae. The coding region runs from base 1 to 795 and encodes 264 amino acids. The record is from RefSeq and is a predicted model, not a curated record.